UAGAGCUUUGAAGCCUUACGUGUUAUAAUAAAGAUCUUUCCAUGUAUGGCAAUUGCACAAGUUUUCCAUUCUCCGAAAGUUUGUAUUUCAAUCUCUUUAAUCUUCAAUCCAAACUCCAACCAACACCCUUCAUUUUCCCUCCCUCUCCACCCCAAUGAAGCAGCAAGACCGUAUUUACACAGUCCCAUAUCUCCAUCUCUUCAAUCCUCAAUCUCCAUAUCUUCUUCACUGCUUCUCUGUUUUUCUGCUCUUUGGCUCUGUUUUGCUCAUCGGAAUCACUCUCUUUAUCAAUGACUUCUUCCUCAACUUCCACAUCCAGCAAUUCCUUGGCUUCACUUCACCUCCACCGCCUUCAACAACCAAUGUUUCUUCAUUAAAUCAGACCACAGAAACAAAACCCUGGUCAAUAAGUAUUCAGAAUCAGACUACAGAGACAAAACCCUGGUCAGUAAGUAUUCACAAUCAGACAGAACCUACCUUAACACAGCAUGGAGGAUUGAAUGAUUCCUUGAACGUUCCUCCGAAGGUGAUGCAUCAUAUGAGUGAUCAAGAGUUGCUACGGACAGCUUCGAGGGUUCCUAGGAUUCAGAAAGUUCAUUUCAGGCACACCCCUAAAGUUGCAUUCAUGUUUCUGACGAAAGGUCCUCUUCCAUUGGCUCCUCUGUGGCAGAGAUUCUUCCAAGGAAUCGAUCCUGGAUUGUAUUCUAUCUAUGUUCAUUCCCAUCCUUCUUUCAACCAAACACUCCCCAGAACAUCUGUCUUCUAUGGCCGCUCAAUCCCAAGUAAGGAAGUAAGAUGGGGGAAUAUUGACAUGAUAGAGGCAGAGAUACGGCUACUAGCUAAUGCCUUGCUUGAUUUCUCCAACCAACGUUUUGUUCUGCUCUCAGAGUCAUGCAUUCCUCUCUUCAACUUCUCCACUAUCUACAACUAUCUCAUGAACUCAACCCAAAACUAUGUGCAAGCCUACAAUUUGCCAGGCGUAGAGGGAGGACGAGGACGUUACAGUUCCCAGAUGAAGCCACUCAUUAAGCUUAACCAGUGGCGAAAGGGCUCACAGUGGUUUCAAAUCAACAGAGCCCUAGCAAUUGACGUAGUCUCCGACAAACAAUAUUUUCCAGUGUUCAAGCGCUAUUGUAAGGCUUUUUGUUGUGGGGAUGAGCACUAUUUGCCCACUUUUGUUAGCAUCAAGUUUUGGAAGACCAACUCGAACAGGACUUUGACUUGGGUUGACUGGUCAAAAGGUGGAAUCCACCCAUCAAGGUUCAUGAGAAUGCAUAUAACCUAUGAUUUCUUGGAGAGGCUAAGGCAUGGAAGCACAUGUGAGUACAACGGAAAGACCACUAAUAUUUGCCAUUUGUUUGCAAGGAAAUUCAUGCCUGACUCUUUGAAUAGGCUUCUACGGUUUGCUCCCAAGAUAAUGCGAUUCAAUUGAUUAUUUAUUUGAACAUACAAUACCCUUUUGGAUUCAACUUGUUCAUUCAUAUACAUACAAUGGCUGGGUAUAUAGUUUGGCGCCUCAGAUAGGGCCAGAGAAUAUUUCUAAAGGGCAUGAUAGUACAAAAUUUUGUACUAUUAAUACUUCUUGUGAUGUACCACAGAAUAAGAUUAAGAAUUAUCACACAGGAUCCUCUCAUAUUCUCCUCCUCCAAUUUCCUGUCAAUCUGGAGAGAGAAAGGGAGAGAAGGAAUGUGUCCGAUCCAUUCUUUGUUACUAUCUCCAUCGCCUUGGAAUUAGCUAGAUAGAAUAGCCCGAUCAGAUACUUGGUAUUUAAUGUUAUAUACAUGAACAACCAGUC
Messenger RNA from Neltuma alba, 1795 nucleotides. RefSeq names its product glycosyltransferase BC10-like. The coding region runs from base 155 to 1432 and encodes 425 amino acids. Gene Ontology annotation, molecular function: glycosyltransferase activity. Gene Ontology annotation, cellular component: membrane. NCBI's taxonomy places the organism in Eukaryota, Viridiplantae, Streptophyta, Magnoliopsida, Fabales, Fabaceae. The record is from RefSeq and is a predicted model, not a curated record. The transcript has 2 exons.